AUGAAGGACGAGCCAAGAAGCCAAGGGAAAACAAAACUCUUCUUCCUUAUCUAUUUCCAACAAAAUCACCCCUCAAUCGCCAUAUUUUUCCCUCAGAGUUUUAGUCGAUAUCGUCAGCCUUUAGAACCUCCGAAUAGCACCCAAGAAUCCAUCGCGAUCAGCCAAAAAACAAAAAAGGGAGGAAUCCGCAAGAAAAAUUAUUUCGCCCCAGCCUUCUCUCCAUUACCGCGAACCCGCAAGCAGCCGUUCGAGGCCUUCGCCGAGCAGCACACGUUUUUCCGAUCUGAGUCGAGGUCGUCUUUCCAUCACCAGCGGUUGUCUGGGGAGUUCACCAUGGCCGUUUUGGACCUUCAAUUUAAGCCGUAA
Messenger RNA from Striga asiatica, 366 nucleotides. NCBI's taxonomy places the organism in Eukaryota, Viridiplantae, Streptophyta, Magnoliopsida, Lamiales, Orobanchaceae. The record is from the annotation of a GenBank genome assembly.